Balaenoptera acutorostrata (minke whale) is the source of this 3333-nucleotide messenger RNA. RefSeq names its product leucine rich repeat transmembrane neuronal 2 (gene LRRTM2). Gene Ontology annotation, cellular component: extracellular matrix. Bases 368 to 1918 code for a protein of 516 amino acids. NCBI's taxonomy places the organism in Eukaryota, Metazoa, Chordata, Mammalia, Artiodactyla, Balaenopteridae. The transcript has 2 exons. Gene Ontology annotation, molecular function: protein binding. The record is from RefSeq and is a predicted model, not a curated record.
UCUCCUCUGCAACAAGCCGCCCAUCUGCCAUCAACAAGUUAAGACCGAGAGAACUAAUGGCUGCAAAAAGGAGAGGCUGAAGCUUUGAUUAACCAGCUGAGCAGUUAGAGGAGGACGAAAUUAAUAACUUAUAUUCAAAACUGAUUUAGGGGAUCAGAGUGGUUACAGAAAAUGAAACCAAUGCUUUCGAGAGGAAUAUCCUAAGGAAAAAACAACUCACCCUGGUGGAUUCAAUUUUACUCGGAAAGCCUGGGACACAGAAAACAGGAAACUGGUCAAAGGCUCCCGCAUGUUAGAGCCUUUUACAGACUCACUGCGUUGAGUCUGACAACCGAGACUGAAUGCAGCCUCCAAUGUGCUCAGAAGAAUGGGCUUACAUUUCAAGUGGCCAUUAGGGGCCCCUAUGCUGGCAGCAAUAUAUGCAAUGAGUAUGGUUUUAAAAAUGCUGCCUGCCCUGGGUAUGGCAUGUCCACCCAAAUGCCGCUGUGAGAAGCUGCUCUUCUACUGCGACUCUCAGGGCUUCCACUCAGUGCCAAACACCACAGACAAGGGCUCUCUGGGCCUGUCCCUGAGGCACAAUCACAUCACAGAGCUCGAAAGGGAUCAAUUUGCCAGCUUCAGUCAACUUACCUGGCUCCACUUAGACCAUAAUCAAAUAUCAACAGUAAAAGAAGAUGCUUUUCAAGGACUAUAUAAACUUAAGGAAUUAAUCUUAAGUUCCAACAAAAUAUCUUAUUUACCAAACACAACUUUUACCCAACUGAUUAACCUGCAAAAUUUGGACCUGUCUUUUAAUCAGCUGUCAUCUCUGCACCCAGAGCUCUUCUAUGGCCUCCGGAAGCUACAGACCUUGCAUUUACGGUCCAACUCCCUGCGGACUAUCCCAGUACGCCUGUUCUGGGACUGUCGUAGUCUGGAGUUUCUGGAUUUGAGCACAAACCGUUUGCGAAGUUUGGCUCGCAAUGGAUUUGCAGGAUUAAUCAAACUGAGAGAGCUUCACCUAGAGCACAACCAGCUGACGAAGAUUAAUUUUGCUCAUUUCCUACGGCUAAGCAGUCUGCACACGCUCUUCUUACAAUGGAACAAAAUUAGCAACUUGACAUGUGGGAUGGAGUGGACCUGGGGCACUUUAGAAAAGCUAGACCUGACUGGAAAUGAAAUAAAAGCCAUCGACCUGACAGUGUUUGAAACGAUGCCUAAUCUUAAAAUACUCCUCAUGGAUAACAACAAGUUAAACAGCCUUGAUUCCAAGAUCUUAAACUCCCUGAGAUCCCUCACAACCGUUGGCCUCUCUGGCAAUCUGUGGGAAUGCAGCCCUCGAAUAUGUGCUUUGGCCUCCUGGCUGGGCAGUUUCCAAGGUCGGUGGGAGCAUUCCAUCCUAUGCCACAGCCCCGACCACACCCAAGGAGAGGAUAUACUAGAUGCAGUCCACGGAUUUCAGCUCUGCUGGAAUUUAUCAACCACUGUCACCGCCAUGGCUACAACUUAUAAAGAUCCAACCACUGAAUAUACAAAAAGAAUAAGCUCAUCAAGUUACCAUGUGGGAGACAAAGAAAUCCCAACUACUGCGGGCAUAGCAGUUACUACUGAGGAACACUUUCCCGAACCAGACAAUGCCAUCUUCACUCAGCGGGUAAUUACAGGAACAAUGGCUUUAUUGUUUUCUUUCUUUUUUAUUAUUUUUAUAGUGUUCAUCUCCAGGAAGUGCUGCCCUCCCACUUUAAGAAGAAUUAGGCAGUGCUCAAUGAUUCAGAACCACAGGCAGCUCCGAUCCCAAACACGACUCCAUAUGUCAAACAUGUCAGACCAAGGACCAUAUAACGAAUAUGAACCCACCCAUGAAGGACCCUUCAUCAUCAUUAAUGGUUAUGGACAGUGCAAGUGUCAGCAGCUGCCAUACAAAGAAUGUGAAGUAUAAUAUCUACCCAUCAUCAAAAAUCACAUCAGAUAAGUAACCUAUUUUACAUAGUAGGGGCUAAAUACAUAUCUAAUUUUUACCAAUGGUGACAUUAAGGCUAAUUUUUCCAAACCAAGUGGAGACUUAGGUUUCUGACGUGUUGAAGUAUUUUUAAUUUUUUUUUUAAUGAAACCAUAUUUUAAGUGUUAAAUGAAGCGAUGCUCACAUUAAUGUGCACUCUUGUUGGAAAGUCUAAAAAUGCUUACUUCAAAAUAAGACAUCUCAUGUAUGUAAUUAUACACUAUCGUGGGUAAACAUUUACACUAAGGUCUCUAUAUGCUAUUUUUUUCUACUGAAAACAGUUUGGAAAGAAGCUACUGAGCAGAAAGAGAUAUGGAUCAAUACUUGUUUGCUCAUUGCUCUCUACCCCAAGUACCACAACUGGCUUGCUGCUUAAAAGGAGACUUAGCAAAGUUCUCUUGUAUGAUAAUUUGGUAUUUACUCAAACCUACUAUUUACUGCCAGCGUGGGGAGUAGAAUUUCACAUAUGCUGAAGACUGGUCAAUAUUAAACAUUCUUCUUCUAGAGUUUCUGCCUGGGUUAAUAGAUAUUAUCAAAGUCCAUAUCAUGAAAUCAGAACCCUUUAUGUAAUUCUAAUAAGCUGAGGGACUCUUUAAUAUAUUUAAACAAUGAAUCCAAGUGAUUGUGAAAAGGUCUCAUUACAAUGAAAUCAAUACUAAAUAAUUACACUGACUUCGUUUCAUAUCUCUAGUUUGACUUAUAAUGGACACGUUGAUUUUUGUGGCAUUUAGAUACUUACUUUAAACUAGUGUUAAAUUAUCACUUUACUAAUUAGUUUACUAAAUCCUAUAUAUACACUUAUAUGUGAAAAAAGAUUUAGAAAUUAUUUUGGAGAGAAAAGAGAUAAACUGAGUCAAUUUAGCAAUCCUAUGACCAGCUGCUCACUCUAGUUUGAAAGCACAUACACAAAUACACUCUCUCUCCCAGUCUCUUUCUCCCCCUGUCCUCCACCCCCCACCUCCAUCUCUCCCUCAACUGCCAUGAUCAAAGAUGCCUUGACAAAGGGGUUUAAACCUCUUUCUUCUGCCUCUUCCUGAUCUUCAAGCCUCAAAGAGCCAAAUUAAAAAUAACUGGUUAGCAACAGGCAUAAUACUGAUUCUUGUUAGCAUAUAUUUUAAAGGAACCUUGAAGAAAAUCGCUUUAUAAAUAUUAUAUGCUAAAUUUUGACCUUCUAAUGGAUACCGAUUCUUACUGUAAGAGCAGGUCCUUCUAAGUGAAGGGAACAACACAUAUCCGAGGCAAACCUUCUCAUGGCAGAACACGAUAUAUGCCUAUGCAGCCACACAGUGGUAACUCGAAGGAGGUGAGGGGAUGAAAGAGAAAGGCAGCAUUUUGAAAUAUGACUCUUGCUGAAA